UCUCUCUCUCUCUGAGUGUUGGUUUUCUCAAUUUUCAUCGUAUCGUUGAAGGGUAUUAUCUUGGAAUCAGGUGCCGAUGGUGAAGAAGCCGUGUAAUACAUAUAGAAAAAACAGUGAAAAAAAAUGGACUAUUAUUGCGGAUAUUGUUUGAGUUUAAACCCUUGCGGAUGUCCCAAUUCACCCAAUUUGCAGCAACAAAUGAUGGGCCACGCACAAAAUACACAACAACCAAAUCAAAUGAAUAUGGCCAAUCAGAUGGGUAAUCAAAUGAAUAGCCAAAUCAACAGCGGCUUUAUGUUGAGUCCAGCUGCAAUGAAAUCGAAUUCUGUGGGUGCCUGUGGUAUGCCAUCCAAUUCUGGAAAUAUGCAAACAUCGAUGAUGAAUAGCGGUGGUGUGAUGAAUAAUCCUAUGCAAAAUAACCCAAUGCAGAACAAUGCAAUGCAAAAUCAAGGUCAAGCUAUGAACCAAUCGCAGGGAAUGGGAAACUCACAGCAAUUACGUGGACAACAGAUACAACAGCAGCAGCAACAACAGCAAUGGGUCUUCAAUCAAAUGAACCAAAUGAAGCCAGCAUCCACAAACCAAAUGAAUAUUAGUCAGCACAACCAACAAGAACAAACCAACCAAUUGAAUCUCAAUGUUCAAGGUUCCUUGCAUGGCCACGGCAAUCGAUCAACAUCAGCACAAUCGCACGGCAUCAUGAUAGGUGGCAAUAUGAUGGCAAAUGCAAAUGCAGCUAACGUUGGCAUGGCACAGCAAUUUUCCGGCAACAUUUACAUGGGUCUGGAUCAGAAUAUUGUGGAGCAUCAACAAAACUACAACGCGUCGAUGAUGAUGGACGCCGGCAACAUGAAUGCAUUGCAGCAAAUGAAUCAAAACCAACAGCACUUUGGCGGAAACAAUAUGUUCGGCGUUGGUGGUGGUGUAUUUGCACCACAGCAACAAGGUCCGAGUCAAAUGUUGAACCCAUCGAUCGAGCAAACGCUUCAGCAAUGCCCAAUUCAACCACAAGUUCAAAUUCCUGCGAUGCAAGGAACCUAUACGGUAGCUGAGCAAUAUGAAGUAACGCAAAAAAAAAAGAAAAAGGCGUUGCAAAUACUCCAAAAGGAAGCAAUCGAAUUUCGCAAGCGGGAGCAAAAAAAAAAGCAACAAGGUAUGCACAACCUCUAUACACCUUGAGCGAGAAAGAAAAACAACAACCAUCUAUGUAAAAAAUAAAAUCAGCACGUUGAUUCACACAAUUUCAGAUUAUGUAUAAAUGAAAAUGAAAAAAAAACAUGGAAUACAUUUUAAGUAAUGAAAAUAAUUCUGAUGGGAGGGAACUUAAAUAAAAUGAACAUUAGAAAUUUGAGUAACUAAAAUAAAUUGAACAACAAUCGCAGAACAAAUCUAACUAAUCCAAUUUUUUUUAGUUGAAUG
Sitodiplosis mosellana (orange wheat blossom midge) is the source of this 1419-nucleotide messenger RNA. Its product is annotated as alpha-protein kinase 1-like. The transcript is spliced from 6 exons. Bases 124 to 1179 code for a protein of 351 amino acids. NCBI's taxonomy places the organism in Eukaryota, Metazoa, Arthropoda, Insecta, Diptera, Cecidomyiidae. The record is from RefSeq and is a predicted model, not a curated record.